Molecule: messenger RNA, 3446 nt
Organism: Synchiropus splendidus (mandarinfish)
Lineage: Eukaryota; Metazoa; Chordata; Actinopteri; Syngnathiformes; Callionymidae
Gene: fjx1
Product: four-jointed box kinase 1
Exons: 1
Coding region: 200-1420 (406 amino acids)
Biological process (GO): cell-cell signaling
Source: RefSeq, a predicted model, not a curated record
CAGCCGAUGAGGAGGAGACACACGCCUCAGAAGCGGAGGAUGAGGAGCUGUGAUGCGUUCACGGUUCACACAAAAGAGAGCGUGUGGCCGUGUGAAGAUGCGGUUCGGGGGAUGCGCUUUUUGGGACUGUGAGCCGCCGGGCGCGGGCGUGUUACGGACUUUGGCUCGUUAAUUCCGCUUCUUAUUUCGGAUCAAGACCAUGAGAGCCGUUUUCGCGAACUUCUUCGCCCUGCUUCUCCUGUGCGCGUUCGGCAGCGUGGUCUACAUAUGGAGCGCGCUGGAGGAGCGUCUGGAGCGGCACAAGCGUGCGUCCUUCUACCCGAGCCUCCCCGUGGAUCUGUCGGUGAAAACUUUCCGGGCUUUACUCGCGGUCCAGGCUGCUCAGAGGCUUCGCAACGUCAGUGGGGUCCCAGCGGGAAGCGUGGAUGGGAAUAAUGCGGGGGACAAGAGGUCACCGCAGCCGGUCAAGUUGGGAUCGCCCGUGGAGGAUGGCGUGUUCUGGAGCGAGUGGCUGGAGGGGCUGAUCCCCGUGGGCUUCAGCGAGGAUUACGCCCGGGCUUGGCGUGGAGAAGCGAGGACGCAGCGGAUAGUCCAGCUGGAGCCUGGGUGCGGCAGGAUUUCCAACCAGCUCGCCACAUUCGCGGACGGAACCAAAGCGUGUGUGCGCUACGGGAUCAACGCGGACCAGGUGCAGGGGGAAACUCUGACCUACUACCUCGCUGCUCUGCUGGGAAUCACCAACCUCCCGCCUCUGGUUUUGUCCCAGCUGGACCGCUACGGGGAGCAGUGGGCGGCGGUGAGGACGCGCAUCGACGGGCUGCAGUGGAGCGACCGCGCGGUGGUUUCUCUGACCGCGUGGGUCCCGAACCUCACCGGGGUGGUGACCCCCGCGUCGCUCAGGCCGGACAGCGGCGGGCUGCGUCCGGUGCGGGAGGACUUCCGGAACAAGUCCACGGCGGAGCUGGUGGAACUGGUGCAGUGGAGCGACCUGAUACUCUUUGACUACCUGAGCGCCAACUUCGACCGGCUCGUCAGCAAUUUGUUCAGCCUGCAGUGGGACCCGCGCGUCAUGGAGAGGGACACCAGCAACCUGCUCCGCACCCCGAGAGGUGACCUGGUGUUCAUUGACAACGAGGCCGGGCUGGUGCACGGGUUUCGGGUGCUGGACAUGUGGGAGAAGUACCACCACACGGUCCUGAGCUCGGUGUGCGUGUUCAGGAGGAGGACGGUGGAGCGGCUGCGGGGGCUGCGCAUGCGCGGCGACGCCAGGAUGAGACUGCUGGAGAGCUACCGAGACAGCGAGCCUUUGUCCGCGCAUCUCGGCUUUCUCUCUGACGAGCACGCGGCUCUUCUGCAGGACAGGAUAGAGCGAUUAUACCAACACAUUCUACACUGCAAAAGCAGAUACAGACCGUCGUGAUGCCUGCGAGCCACGCAGAUGACACACAAGCUUUCUUGGACAAACUGACCUACCUCCUUGUGACGCCUAGCUAGUUUGUUAAGAGGUGUUUUUAAGCUCUUUUGAGAAUUUCACCGCAUGACCCGCUCGGGUCUCUUUGCACACCACCUUCCGGGAGUGUAACGGUGCACUUGGUUAUGUCUUCAUGCCAAUUUUACUUUUUAACAUCUAAUUUAUAAACCAAAACACAACAAAGUGAUGAUAGAAUUUGCCUUUAAUUCUUCCAGACAUUAUUCAUUCCAGAACAUCCCAAACUUUUUCUUAUUGAUUUAAAUAUAGUUUGCAGUUCUCCUGUUUUCCUGCAGGGGAUCUGUUACUGUUACUUAAACGAAUUAUGUGUGAAAAUGUGUUCCUCUCAUACUGACAUUGCAUUACAGUUUGCUUUUGUUGAUGGCUGUUUGAUCUGACAUAUAUAUUUAAUUUUGCCAAAAAAUAAGUCAUAUUUAUUAAGAUAAUCUAUUUAGGUUUAGAGUGUGGGCAACGCCUGAAUUUAAUAUUUAAUUAAUGUAUUAUAUGUCUUUCCUGGGAGUAUGACCAACCCGUCUACAUGUGCUUUGUAGAGAAGGCGUAUGACCGGGUGCCCAGGGAUCGGUUGUGGGAGGUGUUUCGGGAGUAUGGGGCACUCCCGAAGCCCUCUACUGAGGGCUGUUCAAUCUCUGUAUUCCCGGAGCAGGAGUUGUGUUCGUGUACUUGGAUGCAAGUCUGAUGUAUUCCCAGUGAGGGCUGGUCUCCGUCAGGGUUGUGCUUUGUCCCCGAUCCUGUUCUUGGUCUGCAUGGACAGGAUUUCGAGGCGCAGCUCUGGUGAGGAGGGUUUGCGGUUUGGUGGCCUGAAGAUCCAGUCUCUACUUUUUGCAGAUGAUUUGGUUCUGAUGGCUUCAUCAUCGCGUGACCUACAGCUCACGCUGGAUCGGUUUGCGUUUGAGUGUGAAGCGGCUGGGAUGAGGAUCAGCACCUCUGAGUCCGAGACCAUGGUUCUCAACCGGAAACGGAUGGAUUGCUCUCUCCAGGUUGGGACUGAGAUCUUGCCUCAAGUGGAGAAGUUUAAGUAUCUCGGGGUGUCGUUCUCAUGUGAGGGGAUUGGAGAUUAGUCAGCGAAUUGGGGCAGCAGGGGCGGUAUUGCAAUCCCUUUGGCACACUGUUGUCCAUAAAAGAGAGCUGAGCCAAAGGGUGUCAGGCGUCUCCCUUAGAGAUAGGGUGAGGAGUUCUGUCACUCGGGAGAGGCUCGGAGUAGAGCCGCUGCUUCUCCACAUUGAGAGGAGUCAGCUGAGGUGGUUCGGGCAUCUCAUCUGGAUGCCCUCUGGACGCCUCCCUUUGGAGGUGUUCCAGACAAGUCCAGCUGGGAGGGGACCGAGGGGUCGACCCAGGACCAGGUGAAGGGAUUAUAUCUCUACGCUGGCCUGGAAGCGUCUCGGGAUCCCCCAGUCGGACCUCCUGAAGCUGCUGCCCCCUCGACCCGGCAACGGAUUAGCAGUCGACAAUGGAUGGAUUAUACGUCUUUGUUAAAGAAUGAUUUCCAACCUGAAAUUCUAAAUAUGUCUUCAUUAAGUGUCAUAAUAAUUCUGUCAAUUACAUAAAGAAGACAAUCAAAAAGUGUAGAUUACAAUCUUGCACUUAACAACAUAAAAAAAAUACAUUCCUGCUACAAACCUAUGAAUGAGAGAGUCAGUGAAUUUCUGUUUACCGUUACACCCCUGUAUCAUAACUGCUCACAUGACACUUAAAUUGCCUUUUGCUUUGUAGUCUCCUGAGAGCCUUAACUAAAACACAGGUUUGGCUUUUGUGAAAUCCAACUUCACUUGCACACUGUUGUCAUAGCGAUGCACUUCUGUUGUGUUUUCAAUGAAUAUAUUCAGCCUUAAAAUGUCACAGCAAGAGUGUGUCAUUGUACAUGAACUGUAGAUUUUUUUUAUCCUGCUGGUCCUUUUAUUUAAUGUGCAUUGUAACAUUCCAGUUGAUUUUUGAUAAAUGUUUGUGUUAAAACACUGAG